Messenger RNA from Acanthosepion pharaonis, 465 nucleotides. The record is from the annotation of a GenBank genome assembly. Lineage: Eukaryota; Metazoa; Mollusca; Cephalopoda; Sepiida; Sepiidae.
AUGUUUUUCUUUUCCAUAUCUAAAACAAACAGCCCAACAAUAUGUGUUUAUCUAUCUAUCUAUCUAUCUAUCUAUCUAUCUAUCUAUCUAUCUAUCUAUCAAAACCAGAACACCCUGAAUAACGGAAAUUUUAUUUCUCUCUUUCUUUUCCUUUCAUACGAUUUCUUUUAUCUCUUCGAUAUCACCUCUUUCGGUAGUGUCAUCAUUUCAUUGAAUAUUAUUUCUCUUAAUGAUCAUUUCUUAACGAUCGAUGUAAUCUCUGUCCUUCCUAUCUCUAUCUAUUAUUAUAGUGUCAUCAUUUCAUUGAAUAUUAUUUCUCGUCAUAAUCAUUUCGUUGUGAUCGAUGUGAUCUCUGUGCUUCCUAUCUCUAUCUAUUAUUAUAUAUUCGUUGACAUCACAUCUAUCUAUCUAUCUAUCUAUCUAUCUAUCUAUCUAUCUAUCUAUCUAUCUAUCUCAGUCUGUUAA